GAGCGCAGCAGCUGGAUUUGAGCUCGAGCCAGCUAUGAUCUUCCAACAGCUUUAUUGAGACACACUUUUUAAUGGCGUUCAAUUGACCAAUUAUUUUAAAAGUCCACUUUAUCUGCGACGAAACCUCGAAAUGGGGACUAACAAAUAUUUUUUCUCCAAAAUGUCCCUUAAGGGACUCCGUAAUUUGACACCAGAACUUGAAGUUAGCUUGCAUUUUGACUUUUUGAAACAUUUAUUUUAAUCCAGUUUAAGUUAUUUAUGUACCAUCAGUUGUUGAGAUCAUUUUAUACAUAAUAAAACACGGAAAGUCUUUGUCUUUGGUUAUCAAGUUGUGAUUCCCAACCUUUUUAUUUUUGCCAGUAUAAAAUUAGACUCCAGCCCUCACCACAACCUGCAGGCUGCAUAGUGACAAAUAAAUUAAAGUGACUUAUUUUUAUGUUAAAUACAAUUUCUGUAUUGUAUUUUGAACCAACAAGUUCCUCUUUUUCUGAGGAAAAACUCUUAGGUUUUGGCCCUGGGACAUUAGGAUUAUGCAGUCUUCAUAACUUGAAGCCAUAUUGUAUGCAACUAGCUUUUUACUUCCUGUUUUACUUUUGGAAAACAGGAAGUAAAUGGAUUCACUUGUCAUCACAUGUUCAGAUAUUUGAAACAUUAGUCAUUAGUCAACAAUAGUCAUUUAUUUUUUGCAUUGAUUUGGUCACAUAAAUAAAAUAAAUAUGGACUGAGUUAUGUUUAAUUAUUAUCCCUCUUAAAAUCAAGAGGGCUUCAAGACGUUCUGUUAAUUUUUGGCACCCAAUGUGGUUCACCAGACAAACAGAUUUUCUAGACUGUGAAAAAACUGAAUAUGUUCAAUUCUGCAUUUAUAUAGAUUUAUUUAUUCUAAUUUAAUUAUUUGACAAAAUAAAAAUAAAACAAUUCAACACAACAAAAAUGCAAUAUGGAAUGAAAGGGAGCAGACCGGAAGUAUGAACUUUUUCAACCUGCUGCUUCAUAUCCCACAAUUAAAUAAAUAUAGAUUUAAUUUCCGGUAUACUCUCUCUAUGAGUGGCUGACCCAGGUGACUACAUUUCCCAGAAUGCACCGGCUCUGUUUAUGAAAGCUGAACCCCGGCUGCUCUCCUCGGGCUACCUGCACCGGCUGUCCGGCGUGUUUCGAAGUUAUGAGGCCCUUUCACGCUAUUUCGCCGUGCUUUAAAAAGAAGUGCACGUUUGGGUGAGUCUGUGUCCUUCACGGAACAUGAAAUGGAGAUCACUCGGGCCAGACCGUCAUUGUAUGGAGAAAUCGGUAAGUAGCUUACAGUUGAUGAGCAACACUCACCCAAGACAAGUGAUAUAAAUAAACCAGGAAUUGAUUGCAUGGGGUCGAUACAUGCUGUCGCUCCUCAUCUUUAGAUUUCCUCCCGUGCAGACUGUCCCUGACUGUCCAUCUAACGUGUAGCUAUGUUAGUAGUCUUAGCUUGCUUUGGAGAAGCCCAUGUUAAUUUGAGAGCAUGACAGCAAAUUGUAAGCCUGUUAGUGAGGCCGACAGGCUUCAGUUAUGCAUGUUGCUCACCUGAACACGUCCAGCAAUGUGCUCCAGGCGAUGCAGGACACUGGAUCCAAUAACACAGCUAUGCUCUUCUAUUACAACCUCAGCAGCAUUGUUGUAGAGGAGGUUAAUCUGACAAAUUGAAAGUAAAGAGCUCCUCCUGCAUCUUACAGCGCUUAUAAAAUAUUAAACUGUAUUAUGCUGCAGCCUGAUAUCUGCUUGAACAUGUAUCUGCUCUUGGUGCUUGAGCCUGGAUUCUUCAGUUGAAUUGUGCAACAGGAAGAACCUUGAUCUAGAAACGAGUGAUAACCAUGAACAAUGACUGUAGACAUCAUGACUGGAAGUCAUUUGAAGUUUCACGUAUCUGCAGCUCAUGGCUUGGGAUUCUGGACAGACCGGUCUGCAGUGCACGAGGCUGCUGCACAGGGCAGGGCCCUCCAGCUGCAGCAGCUGAUCGAGGGAGGUGCAGCAGUCAACAUUGUGGCUGUGGACUCCAUCACUCCUCUGCAUGAGGCGUGCAUCCAGGGCCAGACCCAGUGUGUCAGACUGCUGCUGGAUGCUGGCGCACAGGUUGACGCUCGUAACAUUGAUGGCAGCACACCGCUGUGUGACGCCUGUGCAGCAGGUAGCCUGGAAUGUGUCAAGCUUUUGUUGGAGUAUGGAGCAACAGUCAACCCUCCCCUGUUCACCUUCUCUCCACUUCACGAGGCGUGCAUGGGAGGUAAUUCAGAAUGUGUUCAGUUAAUGAUUGAUCGAGGGGCUUUCAUGGAGGCUCAUGACUGCCACUACGGGACGCCGCUUCAUGUCGCUUGCGCCAGGCAGCAUUACGAUUGCGCCAAAGUGCUCCUCAAUGCAGGGGCAAACGUGAACGCAGCGAAGCUCCAUGAGACCGCCCUCCACCACGCAGCCAAAACAAAGAACAUCAGCCUGAUCGAGCUUUUGGUGGAGUUUGGGGGGAACCUGUACGCCAGGGACAACCUGAACAAGAAGCCCAUCCACUACGCCAGUCGGGGUUCUCCCUCCUACCUCUGCCUUGAGUUUUAUGAGAAUACACCCCUCAGUCUGCAGCAGAUCAGCAGAGUCGCUUUUAGGAGGACGCUCGGCUUGAGAGCACAUGAAGUCAUUUCCAAGCUGAACUUGCCCAACCGCAUCAUCAGCUUUCUUUUUUACAUGCCGCCUCAGGUUAUUGAAAUUUAAUGGUCUGUGAAGGAACUUGAGUGCAGCUGUUCGCAGGUUCAAUGCUGUCUGGUUUUCAACUGCAGGUAAUUUGGUUUUGUGUCCAGAAAUCCACAUGACAGAAUGCUGCACAGAUGUCUUAACACUGCCAGAAAAGACAUGUACAUUAGUAGAUUUUAAUUAUUAGGAAUCCUAGACAUUGCUCACAAUCUGGCUGCUUGUAUCCUGGAGAAACAAGCCAUCAUCAGCGUUGCUCUUUUGUUGACAACAGGUCAACAUCAGGUUUGAAUAUUCAUUUACGUUCUCUUUCUUUUCUCCUGCUCCUGUUUGUAGAUAUUCUUCAUAAAGAACUCCAUUUGACAGUUGAAGUACAGUUACAGCUGCUCAUUGUGAAAAUCGAAAGAUCAAAUGAGCUGUUGUUUUGGUGAACCUGCGUAGGUGGCUGCUCUCUCAUGGCUCUGGUGCUGGGUUUGAUCAUCGUCUUACAUGCAGCACUGAAACUCCGGUGCUUUCCAGCAGCGCGCUGAAUAAUCACAGUAACCUCACACCUCUGGGGGUGUGUGCUGAGCCCAAACAUUUAACACAUUGGAAGCGUCACUGAUCAUCCUCCAUGACUUUCAGUUUCAUUCUUCACGACAAAGUCAAGUGCAGAACUCUUUGGAAGAGACGGAAAACACGAUUGAAUGUAGGUGGGAUGAUCCCCUGAGCGGGAGAACACAUUUCUUUGUUCUUAUGGAGUAUAUAUAUUUUAAUAAUCUUACACACUGCUUUUUGAAGCUUCAGUUGUUUCUACAAAGGUUUACAUUAACAUUAAGGUUGACUUGUUUCAAUGGAAUGUGACCAUCAACUGGAUUAUUCAAUGGUAUCUCUGGGUUUAUUGGCAAGGGUUAUCUCAUUGUAUGUAUUUGUAAAUAUUCUGUAACUAUGUAUUUGUCAUGUACAUUUGUAAAUAUACAGAUGGUCUUACCUCUAUGAAGUUCAUGUAAAUAAUAAAAUAGAUAACUUACAGACUAUUUGGAAAAACAAU
Molecule: messenger RNA, 3730 nt
Organism: Salarias fasciatus (jewelled blenny)
Lineage: Eukaryota; Metazoa; Chordata; Actinopteri; Blenniiformes; Blenniidae
Gene: asb13b
Product: ankyrin repeat and SOCS box containing 13b
Exons: 5
Coding region: 1846-2724 (292 amino acids)
Biological process (GO): protein ubiquitination; intracellular signal transduction; positive regulation of protein catabolic process
Molecular function (GO): protein binding
Source: RefSeq, a predicted model, not a curated record